UUACCAACGUGUUAAAAGUUCAAAAACAAAAUAAAAAUAUUGUGACAACCACUCAAUCGCAUUUUCUUAUGAAAUAUAGUGUAACAGUUUUUAAACUAUAUUUCAAAAAGGUUCGAAACUUUUAUAAUUAAACUUAGGUGACGCCAAAAACAAUAACGAAUGGGUAAAGUUUAUAUCCAUUGUCUUUCCCUUCUCCUUGAGUCUGAAAUUCCAUUCGAUACCAACAUAACCAAAGCUUUUUCAAGUGAUGACGUCCGUUUAAAUAGUAAGAAUAAAUAAGUACAAAAUGAUGAAGAAAAGACAGCAAACAUGAUUUUUAGAAGUAAAUAUUAUAAGCGCCUUCAAAGUUCCAAAAGAGAUAGUGAUGACAGUAGUGGAGAAGAAACUGAACUCUUUGUUCGAAAUAAAUCUCCCAAAAAGGAAAUACCUACUAAAGAAAAGACUAUAGAUGAAGGUGACACCUUACAAUCAUUAGCAAUUCGUUACCAUUGCACGAUCGAGGACUUGAAAAGACUCAAUAAUAUACAUAAAGAAAAUGAAAUAUUCGCCAGAAGGACAAUCAAAGUGCCGCAUAGGCCACUUUCAGAAGCCUUAGCUGGAAUUCAUGAUAGUGGUAAAAGUUCACCAACUGAUCUCCAUGAACCAUCCACAUCCAGAUUAAUUGAUGUAGAUAUGUUAGAAUCAAAAUUAGAAAAAGAACAAGACAAAAGUGGAGAGCUUAACCAAAUUAUUUUCAAUAGCAAUAUUGCCCAUAAAGACGUCGAAAGAGAUGAUUCUGUUUCGAAUGAAUAUGAGGAUGGUCGUCUAUUACCACUACGUUCCCCUAUAGCCUCUCCUGAUCCGAUAAUCUCUAGAAUAAACUGCAGUGGAUCUGAUUGGGAUAUUUCGUAUCCUGCUUUAGUUGUUUGCAUUAUAUUAGUAAUUUUUGCGGUUCCUUUAAUUUAUGUAUUUUAUAUCGCUGAACACCCAGAAAAAUAUCAGAACCAUACACAUUUCAAUAGAUGAUGAUAUUUAGUUAUAAAUUGGAUAGCGAAAUGUGAAGUGCUAAACUUUAUUCGUUAAGUGCAAUUCUUUAAAAAUUGUGUAUUUUAUUUAAAAAAUCUAAUGUGUGAUGUGACAAUCAUUAUCAAAUGUCUUUAUUUGCUUUUUGGUUGUCGCCUUUAGUAUUAUUGAUUGAGAUUUGCUAUUUUAAAUGCGCUAGACAUAUCUGGACGUUGUGAUAAGUCAUUUAUUUACUAAGGAAAAACAUUAAACUGUUUUGCUAUACAGGCAAUAAUCAAAAAAUGUUUUGUAACCUAAUCGCAAGGUGUUAACUAACCCAGUCUAGACAAUUAGGCAAUAUACAAUAUUGAUGGCUAUGUUGAUAAUGAUUAUCACUAAUGAAAUGCACUCAGUGCAACAUAUAUCUAGUUUUCGGGCUAUGACUUAUGUAAAAAAAUAUUUGACUUUGCGGGAUUUUUGCUAAGUAUUAUCGCAUCGACUCGGAAUCUGAAAUUGCUUUUUUUUAUCAAUAUUAUGUAUAUCAAAUUUAUUCGAUUACCAGUAUUUUACAUAAAACGUGUUAUAUAUAUUUUGACUUUUGAAUAUUUUUAAAUUUUGACUUAAUAUUUUUUAAUUUUAUUUACCACGAUUUCAAUUAGCGCAGUUUAUAAAAUUGUAAAGAAAUUAAUUUAAUUGUCAAAUUAAAACAAGUUUGUGACAUAUGUACGUAUUUCACGAAGCCUGAUUUAUCAAAAUCGGAAAAAAUCGCCAUUAGGAGUCGACUACUUUUAUGUGUCGCCAACUGUGCUUUCUGUUACUUUUGAGUGCUAAGUUAAAAUAAAAAUGUCAAUGCGAAACGCAUUAAUGCGGCGUAAAAUCGCAACUGCUAACGAGGAUAUUUUUUCGUUUUUUAGCGGUUUCUUGGCUAAUUGUAAUCUUGAGAGCUUCCGUACAGAGAAGUGAAAUCAAAGUUUCAACGAGCUGGUGUUUUUUUUCCGAUUUAGAUCAUCGAUACAUAAUCUUAGUUUUCAAACGCUGAAAGUAAUCUUUGUUCUUUUGAACUACCAUGAGUGUUUAGUAAAGGUCGUGAUAGUUUACUGGACACAAUUAAAAUAUUACCCAAAGUUUUCCUUUCCCAAACACGGUCCUAGAUUCUGUUAGCAACCUCCAGAUUUCUUAUAAAGCAAGUUAAAGUAUGUCCGUAGUUAAGUUAUGUACAUAAUAGUUAGCAACACCCUGAAGAUCUGCCGCUGCUCCAUUAAUAAUUAGCUUAUUAUUAUCCAGCAGUGAGCAAAUUAGUUGUUUUGUAUAUCAGUUUUAGGAUUUAAGGAAAGCGAUGUAGUAAUUUUCUUCUAAUUUCAGUGAAAACAGAGUAUUAGUAUUAGAUAAUUAAGUAAUUUAAAUUAAAUUAAUUUAAAAAAUCA
Molecule: messenger RNA, 2405 nt
Organism: Dendroctonus ponderosae (mountain pine beetle)
Lineage: Eukaryota; Metazoa; Arthropoda; Insecta; Coleoptera; Curculionidae
Product: lysM and putative peptidoglycan-binding domain-containing protein 3
Exons: 3
Coding region: 310-1005 (231 amino acids)
Source: RefSeq, a predicted model, not a curated record